AUGAGGCAUCAGCCGGUGACAGAGGCCGUGUCUCCCGGCUGUUGCAAAGUCCUCAGAGAGCUGCAGAUCAACAGCUGUGCGUCAUUAGCGUUGAGCUGCAGCUGUGGGCGGCGGCCCCUCGGGGGCCCAGACUCCCACGGGCCCCCGCAAAAACACUCAGGAGAUUUCAGCCUGCAGGACAUCCUGAAAGGCCGGAUAGAUGGCGAUCAGAGGACGAAGAACGGCUCUAACAUGAUCCGAGUGUUCAUCAGCUCCACCUUCACAGAUAUGAUCAGUGAGAGGAAAGUCCUGCUGGAGAAAGCUUACCCAGAAGUCCUUGCUUUCUGCCGUAGUCUGGGGCUGGUGUUUGAGGUGGUGGAUCUGUGUUGGGGGAUUCGAAAUGACUCGUCUGGCGACCACAAGGCCUGCGAGAUCUUCCUGCACGAGAUCAAGCGCUGUCAGAGGAUUUCAGCCGGUCCAGCUUUCAUUGCUCUGCUAGGGAACCGGUACGGCCACCGAAGUAUUCCUCGCCUCAUACCGGAGAAACUGUUUGAAGUCCUUUUGUCCAAACUCUCCAAAAACCAGGAAGGCAUCAAGCAGCUGAAUGAGUGGUUCUUAAAAGACAACAAUGCGGUCCCACCCACUUACCUGCUUCAGCCAAUCACGACUCACUUCGCCCAUUACGGCGAUCUCCGGCCUGAGAGUGGCCCACAGCGUGACAAAGACCUCCUCUCUUGGCGUCUCACAGAGACUCAAGUGUUGAACCUUCUACGCUCCGCCGCCACGGACGCCCAUACAGCCGGUGACAUCACAGCUGAGCAGAAAGAUCACUUCUUCACGUCAGUCACAGUAAAAGAGUUCGAGCAGGGUUUGUGGAAGGAUAGCAGCAAACCGUCGGCUCUGCUCUUCGUGCGAGAUAUUCCCCGCCAGAAGGUGAGGGAUGGCCCCAAACGUUUCGCCAAGUUCAUGGACCUGUCCGCCGACGGGCUUCUGGACAAGGAUGUUCUGGAACUCCUUGCAGCCCUGAAGUCUCGACUCUCCUCAACGCACCAGAAGAUCCUCAACUUGCACAGCGUGGAGCUCAGCAAAGGAAGCAUCGACCCCAAACGCAAAGAGCACGCACAGUACCUGGACACUGUCUGCGAGCAGUUUGUAUCGCAGAUGAAGGCCGGGAUCAGAACGGUGGUCGAUUCGCCGGUGGUGGGGAAGCGGAGGAAGAUUUGGGGGAACAUUGAGGAAGAAAGGGAGGAUAUCUCAGAUUGGGUGGCUGAAGAAGCUGAACGGCACGCCGCCAUGAGCACCGAGCUGUGCAGAGGUCUUUACGGCAGGGAGGGUCUUCUGGGUAAGCUCUGCUGCUCCAUGUGGGAGUCAAGUAAUGUCAACCACAGCCCGCUGGUGGUGCACGGGGAUGCUGGGAUGGGGAAGACGGCCCUAAUGUGUAAACUGGCGCAAGAGAUGCGGAGUGUUCUGGAAGCCGGGGCAGGGGUGGUGAUCCGGCUGCUGUCGGAUCGCCACCCUCAGAGACCCGACAUCGACCAUGUCCUCCGCAGUGUCUGCUUCCAGAUAUGUUUGUCUUGUGGUUUGGCUCUGCCUUCGCCGCUCACGGCCAACACUCACCUGGAGUUGCUCCGGUUCUUUGGGAACGUCCUCACAGAGGUUUCCCAGCAGGGGAACACUGUGCUCAUCAUCCUGGAUGCUCUGGAUCAGCUCUCCGAUCAACAUUAUGCUCACAAACUCCACUGGAUGCCCGCCGACCUCCCACCCAACGUCCACCUUGUGGUUUCCAUGGAUACCAACAGUGAGGCAUUCGCUAAUAUGCGGUUGAAGUUGAAGGGUUUGGAGAGUUUCUUUGAAGUGGAGCGUUUGUCCCGCGACGAAGGAAGACAGAUGAUGGAGUCGUACCUUCUAGCAUCUCAGCGAACUUUGACCCCCGAUCAAAGCAACGCCGCACUGCUGAGCUUCGAGCAGACUGGCAGUCCGCUACACCUCACACUGAUUCUGUCUGCAGCCAAACGCUGGACGUCCUUCACCUUGCUCACAGCAACACACCUGGGCCCCAACACACAGGAAAUGAUGUCACAGCUGUUCUUGAUGCUGGAGGAGAAACAUGGGAAGGAGCUGGUGGGCGGGGCCUUAGGGUACAUCACUCUGGCAAGGGAAGGUUUGCUGGAAGCUGAACUGCGUGACAUCAUGUCCCUGGAUGAUGACAUCAUCUGUGAGGUGUACAGGUACUCCCUCCCUCCAUCCCCCUCGUUGAUCCGGCUGCCUCCCUUCCUCUGGGCUCGACUCAGACAGGACCUCAAUGAUCAGCUGGAGGAGCGUUGGACAGGCGGGGUCGCCGCCAUUGUCUUCAAAAACCGGCAUCUGUACGAGGCGGUUUCAUCUCGGUAUCUGACGUCACAGAGGCGGGGGCGGAGCCUCAGGAUCCUAGCGGAGUACUUCCUGGGUCGGUGGUCGGGGAAACUGAAGCCGGUUGCUCUGCCGGGCCUGUCGCUGAUACUCUCUGACAGAAAGAUCCCGCCCCAGCCACUGUGGUUUGCUCCAGGAUUGGCCAACGUCAGGAAGCUGCAGGAGCUGCCCCAUCACCUGCUGCAUGCUGGUCUGUGGGACGAGCUGCGACAGGAAGUCAUUGGCAGUGCAGAGUGGCUGUACUGUAAGAGCAGGGUGUGUGGGGUGUCCAGUGUGAUCCAGGACCUGGACCAGUGUUCCCAGUACAUGGACUGCAGUGAGACCAGAUUGAUCCGAGACACUCUGGUCCUCAUUAAACCCAGUAUGGACUUCCUGGACGGCCACAUGGAAACGUUUCUCUUUUACACCGAGCUGUUGGCCAGACUCAGCUCCUUGGCCACGCCUUUCCCCUCUGUGAUUGGUCAGCUUUGUCGUCAAUGUGAGGAGAGGUUGCUGUUGUGCCCCGAGCCGAUCCUCAUUCCUAAGUGCAGUUUCCUGGAGCAGCCAGGGGGGGCGCUCCAACACACACUGACCGGACUGCUGGGAGGUGUGCUCUGUGUGGACGUCUGUAUGGAGGCGGGUCUUCUGGUUGCAGGUUCAGCUGACGGCAUGGUGGCGGUCUGGAGCCUUGCUGACCAGAGGCUCGUACACUCACUGCUGGGACACACAGGUGCGGUUCUGUCCGUCAAAGUGGUUGUCAGCGUCGCCCACUGCUUCUCAUUGGCUGCGGACGGCUCUCUUAGGAGGUGGAGCCUGUUGGACGGCCAACAGCUGCUCUGCAUCCAGGAGGCGGUGCCUGUUGACUCCACCUCUUCCUCAGUCAACCUCCACCUGUCUAAACAGCUGAUCUGUGUUUACACCAGGACACAGGUGAAGGUGUGGAAGCUGGACAAAGCUGAGCUCCUCUUCAGCAGCAGUGAUGAAGACGGGUCGGUGGUUCUGGGGGUUUUGGGAGCAUAUGUCAUUCGUCUUUGUGACUCUGGUCUGAUCAGAAUAUUUCAUCCUGUCGAUGAAACUGUUGACGCUUGGCUGGAAAACGUACAUAGAAGUUUAACUCCUGUGAAAUCUGUUAUGUUGCCGAAACAUGGGAAGGUGUUUGUGGUGUCUAAAGAAGGAUUCCUCUAUCAGAUUUCUAAAACGGGGAAACAGAUAGUCAUCAAGUUUCCUCUGGUUCCUUCUUUGCUUUCAGUCACUGAAGAUGAAAAGAUACUGAUAGCAGGAAGUGAGCAGACUCUGAGCCUCUUUAACAUCGACAAGGACUCUGUGGACGGAUUCCUCGACCUCCAACACGACGACAGCGUUUUGUCCAGCUCUGUGUCUUCAGACUGCCGACUGCUCGUCUCGGGAGCCGCUGACCAACUCAUACGAAUCUGGUCGGUGACCACCGGUGCGCUGUUGGACACUCUGUGUGGCUCAAACUCGCCCGUCACCUCCGUUGUGCUGUAUCACGGCUUUGUGGUGUCGGCCUCGACGGAUGCUGCCAGCGUCCAUCUGUGGAAUCUGAAGUACGACACCCGCCACAAGCCCACCGUCCACAUCCCCACUGGUUGCGCCCAUGUUGCCGUCACUAAAGACGCAGACCGAAUUUUCUACGUGCGGCAUCAGAGCCAGACCGAGGUCAUCAGCUGGAACAACAACACAGGUUCUCUAUCGGAGCAUUUGCCGGUCUCUGCUGAGGUAUGCUGCCUGGAGGUCGCUCAACACAAACGGCUUCUGUUCUGCGGCCUGACCAGCGGCACCGUACUCAUCUAUCCGUUAGCGAUGCCCCAGGAGACGCUCUGUAUCCCCCCUCCAGAGAGCCUCUCCAGGGUGCUCUGUCUGGCCGUCAGCUCCCAGGAGAAGCACGUGGCGGUGGCCUACGAGGACUCUGUCUGUUUGUUCGAGAUCACCAGCAGAGACAGCUUCCCCACGGUGGAGGGACCCUUGGAGGGCUUCCCUCUGUCCCUCCUCCACGCCCCGCUGUCCUCCAUGGCUCUGCUGUCCGACCGCAGGCUGCUGUACGGGACGAGCUGCGGGGAGGUGAAGUUACAAAACUUUUGCGGCGGCGGCAGCUCCGACCUGGAGCCCCAUCGCAGCAGAGUCACCUGCGUGACGGUCAGUAACCGGGGCACCCAUGCCCUGGUGGGCUCCGAGGACCCCGUCCAGAGGCUGUGGAGCCUGAGCCCACUGGUCCUGGACCACACCAUGGAGUACAAGGGUUUUGUCUUCGAAGGCCUCCUCUCUGCUGCGUUCUCUGACAGCGACCAGUUCGUCUUCACCGGAUGCCAGGACAGAACUGUCCAGGUGUGGGACGUCGCUACAGGAAACCUGCUGCACGUUCAGUACGUCUACUCCCCCGUUGUUAGGAUGUUGACCUUCAGGAACGGCUUCAUGGCGUUGUCUCAGCAGGGCUCCCUCAUCAGAGAGGUGUUUCACUGCCCGGACCACGUCAGUCCAGACUACAACCCCCUUAAGAACAUUAAGGCCCACUACCGGGUCACCUCCAGGGAGAAGGCGGAGAAGGCAGACCAGGCGGACCAGCAGGGCCCCGCGUCCGACCUCCAGGACUACAACCCAGCCCUGUUCAACCUGAACCUCAUGUUGCGAGCGAAACCCUCCCCCACCUGUGUCGUCCUGUAG
Molecule: messenger RNA, 5046 nt
Organism: Pseudoliparis swirei
Lineage: Eukaryota; Metazoa; Chordata; Actinopteri; Perciformes; Liparidae
Gene: nwd1
Product: NACHT and WD repeat domain containing 1
Exons: 21
Coding region: 1-5046 (1681 amino acids)
Molecular function (GO): protein binding
Source: RefSeq, a predicted model, not a curated record